Messenger RNA from Rhizopus microsporus ATCC 52813, 1175 nucleotides. RefSeq lists its product as uncharacterized. The record is from RefSeq and is a predicted model, not a curated record. The transcript has 2 exons. Bases 70 to 1089 code for a protein of 339 amino acids. Lineage: Eukaryota; Fungi; Mucoromycota; Mucoromycetes; Mucorales; Rhizopodaceae.
AAUUUUUUGGGCUAUCGAUGUCGAUGUCGAUGUCGUUAUUGUCGGUGCUACUUUUUUUCAUUCAAACAAAUGGCUGCGGUAGAGGAGGAAGAUAUAAAUAAUUUAUAUCUGCCUUUCGAAAUGAGACCUGGGACAGAUCUUACUAGCAAACUUAUCCUAAACAACAAAACCGUUAUAAAUAUUAUUGUUCAUCAUUUGCUUGGGAUAAAUAUUCCUAAUAAUGCAUAUCUUUCUGGUUCAACGGAAUGGGCAGAUGGUAAAAGAUCAGAUGCCUUAUAUAUACCAAGAAAUGGAGUGACACAUGAUCUACCACCCAUCUUAAUUGAAGUUCAGAAUUGCAUUGACCAACUAUUUAUGAUAAGGCUAAUUAACUAUUGCGCUCAUGUGUAUGAACGUUAUGAAGUAUUGCCUGUAGUGCUUGUCUUUGUAGUAAAAAAGUUCUCCAAUACCACAUUCGAGGAAAAAUUCGUUAAGAAAGCCAAUGUUCCAUAUAUACUAGAAACCCAGUGUGAAUUUUGGGCGAAGUCAACUAAUUUCGUUUCAGCCAAGUCAAUUGAAAAUUUUGCUCAAGACUCCAUGGAUCCGUUUGUAGCGCUUGCCUAUUUUACCAUAUCACAGACGCAAGACUUGAAAUCGCUAACGUUUGCUGCUGAUAUGACGGUACGCUUUCUGUACUCUAUAUGCCAAAAAAACAUGAAGAAAAAAAACAAGAGUGAACUAGAUCAGGUUUUUGAUCAAGCUACAAACCAAAUGCAAAAAAUAGUUGAACUACAAGAUGAAGAUCCUAUUCUGAUGCUGGAAAAGAGCAAAAAAAUUGCCAAAGAGUUUCUAGAAACCAUUCAAGGCCAGAAAAGAAAGUUAAAUGAAGAAUAUGAACUAGAUCUACAAGCCUCACAGGAACAACAGCAAAAAUACACAAGAGAGGACUUUCUUUUUAUCGAAAGCAUGUCGGAACCAAACAAGCCAAAAAGCUGGAGAAAGAUUUUCAAUGCAGGAAAAGCCAAAGGGUUAUUUAACUCUUAUACCUCAGCAAAUUCGUUAAAAAGCUCUUAUCACCAUGCCGUUAAACGUGCCAAGAAACAAAAAUAAUUUUUAUUUAUUUUCAAAUAAAGUCUUUUUUUAUUAUUGCCUGGCUAAGCAAAUUAAUAGUUUGAUUUUCUACAUCGGAAGAAAAG